CAUCCGUUCGGACCGUCAACCCAUGAAUCCCCCAGACCCUGGCGACCUUGUAAUCCAGGUAGCCUUGCCCAUCAACGUCCCGCGCGGCGACCUGAAGUGGCCAUUCUAACCUUGCCCUGUUAUUGCCUGCAAGCCAGCCCUGUCCUCUUUGAGGUGCAUUUUUUUGCCUCUCCGCCGUCCGACCGACCCUGCCACCAACCCUGGUCUGUCCGACAUCCAGCUGAGACCACCACCACCAAGUCCCUGGAUCCUACCCUCGCCGCCUGCGCCCAUAACUUACCUUACCUUCCAUCCACCUCCCUCACUCUCCCCAACAACUCCCAAAUCUGCCAUCUCGACUCUGGCUUGAUCCUUCCUCAUGGCACCCGCCUGAGCAGCCACGCUCUGCGACCGCGCCGUCCAUCGCGCCCGCAUCUGCCGGUCCCGACCGUCACCGCACGUGCUGCGCGCCCGCCGGCCGCUUGCGCUGGGCUCCGGCGGCAACGUACCGCCCCGAGUCCGUCCGCAUUUCUCAGCGUCAGCGACAAGCCUCUUGUGAAACCGCUGCCCCCUCACCGACGAUCAUGGAGCAGGUGCACGGCGUCGACGUUAGCUGGAUGACGCACGGCUCCCCUAAAGACAAGUCAAACAAGUCGGCCUCGUCUCCGCCAAAGGCUCACGCCGCCGCACAGCCGCGAGCAAUCCCGUCGGCGGCCGCGACGAAUCCACGGAAUCCGCAGGGCACAGUAGACGCUUCGAGCAAUGGCGACAAGCCCAACGGCCAACCGGAGCCGAGUCCGUCCAACACCAUUACAUCCUCGCCAGGUGGUGGAAUUGCGAGGCGGCUCUCCCGGUCCGGGUCGAUAGAAAAGCAACCCGGCCCGAAUGGCACGCCCCCUGGUUCAAGACGCAACUCGUGGUUCUCGAGCAUUUCAGCCAAAUUCUCCAGCUCCGCCAGCACGCCGCCCAGCAUAUCGCCGCAACAUUAUCAUUCGCUCCACCACCUACAGAUCAAGGAACAGCAGCAGAACCAGCAAGCGGAUGGCACCGGCCCGCAGCAGCAGAGUCAAAGCCAUCCGCCGCCCCAGUCUGCAUCCACUCCCAGUGAACCGCCUCCGCCCAAGUUGCAUCAAGCAAGGAACGCCGUCCUGCCGCAUGCCGCCAAGCCUGAUGGCAGUGGCCCCUAUACGCCCGCUCCGCCAAAGUCUAGUCAGGCCGGCAUACUGGGCGUGUUCCGGCGCCUCUCCUCGUCUGGCGGCAGCGGGCAGGCGGCAGCGAAGCUCGGCAACGGCCUCGUUGACCGCGUGACCCUCAAUGUCGAUCAGGAUCGCCAGCGAUGCCCAAUCUCGGAGCUCAAGGACGCCAAACUGCGGCGAGUGUCUUUCUGCGUGGAUGUAGAGAUUGCGCCGAUGCCGAAAUACGCCGACGGAGAUGUCGCACAACGGCCCGCCACGGACAAGACGCAGAAGAAGAAGUUCAUUGACAAGGGCGAGGGUGAGGCAUUGAAGAAUCCCAAGGUCGUCGAGGCGCAAAAGGAAGCUGGCGACGCGCCCACGCCCGCGGCCGCGAAGCCUGUUUCUGUACCUGCGCCUGCGGAGCCAUCUCCCCCUGUGCCAGCCGCGCCAAACGGCGUGCACGAAAAUGGAUCGUCGCCUCCCGACAAGGACACCACAAAAAAGAAGGAGAAGAAGAAAAAGAGCGAAGAGGAGCGCAAGGCUAGGAAAGAAAAGCGUCGCCGACUCGCCGAAGACAACGGUUCCGUUCCGAUUGAACUUCACUUCGACAGCGACGAUUCGUCCUCUGAGAACCCGAGCGGCGUCGGGACGCCCAAACCGCACACGAUGACGACGACACAUCCCACGACGAACCCGGCCAGGGUAUAUCGCCGGUGCUGCCAGCUGCGGGAAACCCCGAUUCUUAAGAAGAUUACCGAGCAACUCUCCGAUGGCGCGAAUUCGUCGCCUGCAACAGGUGUGGUGAACAAGCUGGACCUGACAGACUAUUGGCUCCAGCUACCGGACCUGAUAACCCUGGGCGACUACCUUGCCGUGGUCCCCGUCCGAGAAAUCAUCCUGGAGAAUUGCGGCCUGAGCGAUGAGGGCCUUCGUGUCAUCCUCGCAGGCCUGUUGGCCGCGAAGCAGCUUCCCACCUCGCGGCGUAAGAAGCCGACAUAUGAGCAGGAGGCGCACGCUGGUGUCGUGGAGCGAGUGGUGCUCAAGAACAACAAACUUGGGCCGGACGGGUGGAAACACAUUUCUCUAUUUCUCUACAUGAGCCGAUCGCUCAAGUACCUCGACCUCUCUCACAUCCCUUUCCCGAAGCAGUCGCCGGCGUGCUCCAACGGCACACUCCCAGACGGUCGACAGAUCCCUCGAGGCAUCGCCGAUGUCUUCUCCAAGGCCCUUGCCGAGCGACUGGGGGGCUCCACGCUGGAAAUGCUCAACAUUGGUGAGACGGAGCCUAGCAUUGACCAGCUUCGCGCCAUCAUCGAGGGUGUCACCAAGUGUGGCAUACGCAGACUCGGCCUGGCACACAACUCGAUGGAUGCGGAGGGCGUCGAGGUGGUGGCCAAGUAUCUCUCGGCCGGUAUCUGCGAGGGCCUCGACCUGGGCGGCAACGACAUCAGGGAUCAUAUGGAAACGCUUGCCGGCGCCUUGAAGGACAAAGACCCCUUGUGGGCGCUGAGUUUGGCAGGAUGCAACCUGACCCCCUCGUCACUUUGCAAGAUUAUUCCCUCGCUCGUCAGGCUUGACUGCUUCAGAUUCAUCGACCUGUCGCAUAACCAUGACCUGUUCCAAUCCACGCCCAGCGCCGUUGGCUUGCUUCGAAGGUAUCUGCCCAAGAUGGAGAGCCUCAAGCGCAUCCACCUGGAAGAUGUCAACAUGACGUCUGAGCAGGCGAUUGCAUUGGUGGAGGUGUUGCCCGAGGUCCGGACUCUGGCUCACAUCAACCUGCUGGGCAACGAGGAGCUCGGAAAGCUCGCAGACGCGACGACCGAGGAGGCGCAGGAGGAGGCGUGCGCCUUGUACGCCUCGCUGCUGGCGGCGACGAGGGUCUCACGGACCCUAAUGUGCGUGGACAUUGAAGUGCCGAGCGAUAAGGCCGGCGACAUCGUCAAGGCCAUGGCCAAGCAGGUCGUUGCUUACUGUCUGCGAAACAUGGAGCGGAUUCCCGACGCGGAGAUCAACAGCGCAGUGGCGUCGGCCAUGGCAGCAGACACUCGCAGCGACGGCGACGGCAGGGACCCGCCGUAUCCCGAUGUCCUCGCCCAUCUUGUCGGACACGACGUCAUGGAUCAGGACCUGUCCGAGGACAACGAAUCGGCGCCGGACGAAGACUACGUCAUUGGGGGCACGGGUGUGGUCAAGGCGCUGACGUGCUGCCUCAAGAACCAUGGAGACGAUUCGGGCAGGCCGUCUGGCGAGUUUGUGCGGGACGCGGAGAGCGGCGACGUGACGACACGGCCCGGGUUGGCGACGGGGGGCAAGGCGAAGGACAUGUCGAAGCAUCUGCUGGCGGGUGCACGCAAGAUCCGCAUCCGCCUGCAGCCGGCGCUCAACAAGGCCAAGUCGAUGCCAGGCGACGAGCAGACGCUGCGCAAGCUCAUGUUCCUGGACAAUACACUGCAGGGAAUCAUCAGGAGAUUCGAAGACGAGUAUCCGGACACGAGAGAGGCAGCAAAGCCGACGGCAGAGGCGACGCCAAAGAGGACGCCGAGCGAGGAGCUGUCGACUGCGCCGACGGGCGACGACUCGGCUGUGGCCGUGUCGGACGGGGAAGACGGGGAAGACGAGUCGGAGAUUCACCCGCCCAAAUCGCUGUCACGGUCCAACUCGAUGGCCAAGGUGCUCGCGGAAGAGGAGGGGCGGGUGCUCCGGGCAGGCCAUCGGUUCAGGUCAGGGCUCGUGCUGCGCCAGGAGCAGAUAGACCUUCUGAGCACCAUCGACGGCAUCUCGGAGGACCCCAAGCACGCGAGGAUGCUCGAGGGUCUGGCCGAGGACAUUGGCGGCGAGCUGCUGGAAAAGGUCAAGGAGAAGGGAGCGGUGCGGGCCUUCAAGGAGGACAAGGACGUGCUGUUCCGAAGCAUGCGGGAUAGCGACCCGACGCAUUGGGAGCUCUUCCUGGAGUCACAACAGAAGGCGCGGGCCAACAUCAAGUUGGCGUCGAACGAGAAGAACGGGGAGGUGAUUCCGCCGGCGGACGAGAGCGCCAUUGCGGACUAGGCGGGGGCGGCCCGACGACGAGGGCAUAAUGGAGGACGCAUUGCGUGUGGAGAUUUGUGUGUACGGCUACCGUAUGAGUAAGAGGAGUUGGGAGCGUCAUGAUAUCCUGGUGCCUGGCGCAGGCCUCGGGGUGCUUUGCUUUGCUCUUUUGGGUACGAGGGAUCACGAGCGGGUGGGCAAGCAUAGCUACGGACGGCACUCGCCUUCUAUCUUUGAUAUAUUCUUUCGUUUCUGUUUGCUUUGGCGGCACGCAUUCAUGGCUGCGGGCUGGUUUAUUGGGGUUCGUGUGGCCUCGACCAUGAUGGCAGGGCGUGUUUGGCGUGUUGGAUGGGAGGUCCUGGGAUCACGGACUGAGUGGGCAAGCUCCCAGGGCGGCGUCUGGUAUUGAGCUGGUCUUGCAUGGACAGAGUUGUUCUUGUGCGCAUGCGUCUGGGCAAAGGGCGCUCAGAUGAGAGCGAUAGGGCAAGGUGGCGUCUGUCGGCGCCGGCGAAUUUCACUGCUCUGCACUGCACUGCACUGCAAUGCACGUAUG
Purpureocillium takamizusanense is the source of this 4734-nucleotide messenger RNA. RefSeq names its product Microtubules assembly and stabilization protein (gene MHP1). Gene Ontology annotation, biological process: nucleocytoplasmic transport; activation of GTPase activity. Gene Ontology annotation, molecular function: GTPase activator activity; small GTPase binding. The coding region runs from base 564 to 4202 and encodes 1212 amino acids. Lineage: Eukaryota; Fungi; Ascomycota; Sordariomycetes; Hypocreales; Ophiocordycipitaceae. The transcript is spliced from 3 exons. Gene Ontology annotation, cellular component: nucleus; cytosol; perinuclear region of cytoplasm. The record is from RefSeq and is a predicted model, not a curated record.